AUGUCAGACCCAAAAGCCCUAAUAGCGGCCAAAUUCCUCGAUUCGUUUCUCACUCAAAUCGUUCUCGAUGUUGCCCUUUCAACCCAUUCCACCAUCAAACGGGCUCGUUCGAUCUGCAAACUUUGCGGCAUUCGUUGUCAAACACAUACCCCCGCUGCUGAGCAAUCCACCAACCUCUCGCUUUCCACCCAUCCCCACACGAACAACUCUUCUGACUCCACCACUCCCACUUCCCGUUCCUCCACCCCUGUCCCUGGCGGAGGAGCAGUGAACAAGCCGGAUUAUUACUCAAACAAUCCUCUAUUUGAAUGUUUAGUUUGUUCUCGACAAGUUAGUUCGAAUCGAUAUGCGACACACCUAGCCAAGUGUAUGGGGAUGGGAAGUAAGGGUGGGAGGAAGGGGGCGGCGAGGAAUGCUAAAGCCACAACAACCGGUGGUGGUGGGGGGUUGGUAGCCAAUGGGAAUGGCAGUGGCAGUGGCAGUGGCAGUGGCAGUGGCAGAGGAACGCCAAAAUAUAGUAGUGAUAUGGACGAAGAUGCAUUUGCUUCUAAAAAGAAGGGUAAGAAUGGUGGCAAGAGAUCAAACAGUCCGAUUGUGGCGUCCAGGAUGAAUAAGAGGAUCAAAACUUCCAGCCCAACCCCUCCGCCGGGGGAGACGGGGAGGAGCUUUUCAAGUCAUACUUUCGCUCCUUCUGGGUUGAGCAAUUCGACUGUUAUUAGCGGGUCGCCUUUGAAUCCAAACAAUACCACAGCGGUGGCAAAUAAGAAAGCCAACAGCAAUUCGAAACUUGGUUAUGGAGGGAGUAAACGGAAGAGAGAUGAAGAAGAUGAAGAAGAGGGAGGCGAAAAUGGUGUUGAUAGUGGAGGAUCGGAUGGGGAGGGAGGUGAAGAAGGUGAGAUAUCCGAUGAUGAUGAGGACGAAGAUGAGGAUGUUGCACUUGCUUCACGUCCUGCAGUUGGUUCAGGGGCCAAGAUCAAAAUUCCGUUGCGUACUACGCCUCGUGCGAGUACGGGGAAGCAAAAAACGUUUACGAUUAUUGAUGAUUCGGACGAGGAUUCAUAUACCAACUUUAACUCGCAGCGAAGAAGCGGGGGUAAAGUACAGGCGGGUUCGGAGGAUGAAGAGGGUGAAGAUGACGAUGAAGAGGAUGAGGAUGAUGAUGAUGAUGUGCAGGUGACUAGGGUUUCGCACAGCUCCGUUGCGGGAGCGGCGACGAAGAAGAAAGCGAGCGGUGGUGGAGCAAAUGGGAAUGGGCUACAGAGAGAGAGGGGGAGCGAUGGAGAGUUCGUCGACGUUGAAAGUGCGGGUGGGCAGAGUGAUGCUGAUUCCUUCUAG
Ustilago hordei is the source of this 1335-nucleotide messenger RNA. RefSeq lists its product as uncharacterized. The record is from RefSeq and is a predicted model, not a curated record. NCBI's taxonomy places the organism in Eukaryota, Fungi, Basidiomycota, Ustilaginomycetes, Ustilaginales, Ustilaginaceae. The transcript has a single exon. Bases 1 to 1335 code for a protein of 444 amino acids. Gene Ontology annotation, molecular function: transcription coactivator activity. Gene Ontology annotation, cellular component: DUBm complex; SAGA complex. Gene Ontology annotation, biological process: positive regulation of DNA-templated transcription; regulation of transcription by RNA polymerase II.